Molecule: messenger RNA, 4145 nt
Organism: Pseudophryne corroboree (corroboree frog)
Lineage: Eukaryota; Metazoa; Chordata; Amphibia; Anura; Myobatrachidae
Gene: TLK1
Product: tousled like kinase 1
Exons: 21
Coding region: 185-2362 (725 amino acids)
Biological process (GO): intracellular signal transduction; chromosome segregation; peptidyl-serine phosphorylation
Cellular component (GO): nucleus
Molecular function (GO): ATP binding; protein serine/threonine kinase activity
Source: RefSeq, a predicted model, not a curated record
UGCUGGAGGAGAGGACACUUUCUGGUGCGGUGCACGGGCCUCGCGAUACAAGUGCUUGCACAAGGCCGGCGUGACAGGCGCACACACUAGUGACACACGCACACACUAGUGAUGCAAAGGUUGCACGGAGCGGCGGCAGCGGCCACCUGAAGACGCAGUGCGGGCGGCAGCAGCGGGAGGUGUCAUGGAUGAACUCCACAGCUUGGACCCAAGACGGCAGGAAUUGCUGGAGGCAAGAUUCACUGGAGGCGUCAGUGGCAGCACUGGAAGUACUGGGAGCUGCAGUGUUGGGGCUAAAGCCUCAACAAACAAUGAAAGCUCCAACCAUAGUUUUGGAAGCCUGGGUUCUUUAAGCGACAAAGAGUCAGAGACCCCAGAAAAGAAACAGUCGGACUCUACAAGGGGAAGGAAGAGGAAAGCGGAAAAUCAAAGUGAAAGCAGUCAAGGAAAGAAUAGUGGCGGCCGUGGUCAUAAGAUAAGCGACUAUUUUGAUUACCAAGCUGGGAAUGGUUCCAGUCCUGUAAGAGGCCUGCCUCCUUCUAUACGGUCUCCACAGAAUUCCCACUCACAUUCCACACCUUCGUCUUCUGUUCGACAGAACAGUCCUUCACCCACGGCAUUAGCGUUUGGGGACCAUCUUCUUACACCCACAAAGCAGUUAUCUUAUAAACUAGUUCAAACGGAUCUCACAAUGCUGAAACUUGCUGCCCUAGAAAGUAAUAAAAAUCAAGAUCUCGAAAAAAAAGAGGGCAGAAUAGACGACUUGCUCAGGACAAACUGUGACCUUCGCCGACAAAUAGAUGAACAGCAAAAAAUUCUUGAAAAAUACAAAGAGCGAUUAAAUAAAUGUAUUUCAAUGAGCAAAAAACUUCUAAUUGAAAAGAGCACUCAGGAGAAGCUGGCAAGCAGAGAGAAGAGUAUGCAGGACCGACUGCGGCUGGGGCAUUUUACCACCGUCCGGCACGGGGCCUCAUUCACUGAGCAGUGGACAGAUGGAUUUGCUUUUCAGAAUCUCGUCAAGCAGCAGGAAUGGGUGAAUCAGCAGAGAGAAGACAUUGAGCGACAGAGGAAACUACUGGCCAAGCGUAAACCUCCGUCUACCACCAGCGCCCAAACCCCGUCCGCCAAUUCUGAACCAAAGCAGAGGAAAAACAAAGCCGUUAAUGGGGCAGAAAAUGACCCCUUUGUAAAACCUAGUUUACCCCAAUUAUUUGUUCAUUGCUCACUCAGGUUAACCCCUGCCGAAUACCAUGAGCAGGAAGAAAUCUUUAAACUGCGACUCGGACAUUUAAAGAAGGAAGAAGCAGAAAUACAGGCAGAGUUGGAACGUUUGGAAAGGGUUCGAAAUCUUCACAUACGAGAACUGAAAAGAAUUAAUAAUGAAGAUAAUUCACAAUUUAAAGAUCACCCAACCUUGAAUGAGCGUUAUUUAUUACUUCAUCUACUAGGUCGAGGUGGUUUUAGUGAGGUCUACAAGGCUUUUGAUCUUUAUGAACAAAGAUACGCUGCUGUGAAAAUUCACCAACUCAACAAGAGCUGGAGAGACGAGAAGAAGGAAAAUUACCACAAGCACGCCUGCAGAGAGUAUAGAAUACACAAAGAACUCGAUCACCCCCGAAUAGUUAAACUCUACGAUUAUUUUUCCUUGGAUACAGACACGUUUUGUACAGUGCUAGAAUACUGUGAAGGCAACGAUCUUGACUUCUACCUAAAACAACACAAGUUGAUGUCCGAAAAAGAAGCCAGGUCUAUUGUAAUGCAAAUAGUCAAUGCACUACGUUAUCUCAAUGAGAUCAAACCGCCAAUCAUCCAUUACGAUCUCAAGCCAGGAAAUAUUCUUCUAGUGGAUGGUACAGCAUGUGGGGAGAUCAAAAUUACAGACUUUGGUUUGUCCAAAAUAAUGGACGAUGACAGCUAUGGUGUGGAUGGAAUGGACUUGACAUCACAGGGGGCUGGAACAUACUGGUAUCUCCCACCAGAGUGCUUCGUGGUUGGCAAGGAGCCACCAAAGAUUUCCAAUAAAGUGGAUGUCUGGUCAGUGGGAGUCAUCUUUUUCCAGUGUCUGUAUGGCAGAAAGCCCUUCGGCCACAAUCAAUCCCAGCAAGACAUCUUACAAGAGAAUACCAUAUUAAAAGCCACAGAUGUUCAGUUUCCUGUGAAGCCUGUCGUUAGCAAUGAAGCAAAGGCGUUUAUAAGACGGUGUUUAGCUUACCGCAAAGAGGACAGGUUUGAUGUCCACCAGCUGGCCAGUGACCCAUACCUUCUCCCUCACAUGAGAAGAUCCAAUUCUUCAGGAAACCUGCACAUGUCUGGGCUCGUAGCCUGUCCCACCACGCCUACGUCAAGCAUCAUUUCAUACUGAUACUCAAAUCAAGGCUGGCAUGAUUACUUGUUCAAUAGCUUUCAGGUGCAAAUUUUAGGUUUAAAGACCAGACAAAACAAAGAUUUGAGUAGGUUCCCUCCCCUCCCUCAACCAAGGAUGUGUUUGAAGACAUUUGUGUGUUUUUGGGGGAUCUAUCUCCUUAGUGUUAUUUGUAUGAUGAGCGAAGAUGAGACUGUGAAAAUAUAUUCCCUUUGACUGUAAUGUUGGACAUUGGCCUCAGUGUGCUUAUUAAGCCAUUUUCAAGCUACUGGGAAUGACCUGGACUGUGCUCCUCUUAUAAGUCUCCUGCCCAAGUGUAAUUUUAUAGGUUAGGGGCCAGCGUCAAGAUGGAUAAGAGCACGCACAUGAAACCAGGUGCGUUCGCUGUUCACCAAGGAGGAAAAAAAAAAAGUUUUGUUUAUUUCUUUACAUUUGUGUUUUUGUUUUUCAUUAGCGGGGACUUUGUACAUAUUCUUUGUAAUACUAAAACACAAUUGGUUGAUACUGGAGCGAUAGCAGGAAGGGUGUUUUUCAUUAUUUACAAAAAUAAAAGAAUCUAAAUCCACGCUUACAAUGAUGGGGGUCACGUGCUGGCCAGAUUCUCGUACACUUGUUCAUUGAAACCAAAGCUAAAAAGACAGCGGGGCCGUCACACAAUUUGUUCUCUUCUUUCCUUUCUGUUCACACAUUUUCAGGGUAAAUGAUUUGAGUUGCGCACACACGUUAUCUGGGUUAUCAGUUGUAGCAUUUUGCAUCAUUCCACCUUUCUAUCAUGUCUCGUUAUGUUCAUUAUGUACGUAUACCACAUACAGUAGGUACCAAUUGCUCUCAAAACUUUACAUGAAAUUUUCUAUGCAGGAUAAUGAGAAAUUCCCUUCUAGAGCUGGUGUAUAUUGCUGUACAGAUGUCAUUUUUCUUGUAUUCCUGUAUUUUCAGCAGCUUUUUUUUUUUCUCCCCUGUACAAAUUUUAAGGUAUGGCUUUUUCUAUUGAUUAUUUUUUUUUACAUUUGUGUUAUCUCUGAGUCUCCUGGAUGACGCUUUCAUUUGCUGCUAAAUAACUUCUCAUUUUGCAAACGGAUAGAACUUGCUUCUGUUUCGGGGGGGCAAAUUAAACCGCUUUAGAACCCGGACUGUUCAUUAACAAGCAUGUGUAAAACAUACAGUACUGUAAAGCUGUUUCCACUUUCCUAACUGUGGCAUGUUGAUGACCUAUUAAGGAGGUUUUCUUUAGCAAUCUUACUUAUUUGAGAGUUCCUCGGCGCAGGGGCCUGUUGGUGUAAAGUACAUUAACACACAUUUCUCUUCUCUUGGCUUAAACUGGUGUUAGAGCACAACCAACUUAUUUUCUAUUAACCUAGUCGGCUAAAAACUUUUCUAGAAUGCUACCUUUCUUUACUGCACAAAUACAAGGAUACCCUUCAGUACAUGAGUAGGCAGCAGUGCUUUGCGUUGCAAUAAACUGUUAAUCUCUGUAACAUUCAAGGGACUAGUCCUCUGUCACUUUCAGAAUGUUUCAAAUGCAAAUGUGUAAUUUUGUUCAUGUUACAGAAAGAGGCUGUAUUAACACAGAUUACCAUUUAAUAUUGUACAGUUAACCGUGGCUCUUGUUUCCAAUGUUGCAAGCAAUUACAUUUUACAUUGUACAUAAAUAUACAUUAACUGUCUCUUUAAGAUGCUGCUGAAAUUGUAGAGAAUGUAGCCAAAACAGUAAUAAAUAACGAAAGUUGAAAUUUCAACUAUGCUUUCCUUUUUGGUAUGUUUAUUAAAGGUGUUCUUACCUGAA